AUGUGGGUAUGGUUUCUGGUGGCAGGAGUGCUGCAGGCGAACUGCGAGAAGGUGCUGAUGAAGAUGUUCGCCGACGUCGGCAUCGGAAUCCACUGUCCUUCUGGUUGGAAGAGUUCUUCUGAAGAGUUCCUAAAUGAUUUCUCAGGAAACAAGGUCUACGUCCAUCCGAUCAGCGGCGACCUGCAGCUUUGUAAGCAGCAACUCGGCGUUUACAACGAGACGAGUUGUCCUGGAGGGACAGCUUGCGAAAGAUUUCCCAUUCUGAUUCCUGGCUUCCAGGUAGGUCUUUAUUCUUUUUUUUCUGUUCGAAAACAUCCAAGCUUUGUCAUUAUUGUUAGUUAUCUGAUCUGGUGAGGUCACACCAGGAUUUCGAAAUUAAACUUUGUUCCUUGUUUUAUCCCGUUUUUUCGCUUAAAAACAGCUGGGAAGGUUCAUAUAGAGAAGCACAAGCUUGCUCAAUGAAAGGUAAACGACAUUAAAAAAAUCAUACAUUUGCUUUAAAUUUCUUCUAAUUCAAUAAUGUGCUCAAAAAAAAAAUCGAACUUCUUAUCAAAAAUGCUUACUACGGAAUUUGAAAAUCUCAUUUUUUCGAUCUUAUCAAUCAUUUUCUAUGCUUUUUUGUAUUUCUAAUAUGCCUUCUCUACUGAAAAAGUAAGAAAUAAUUGUUUUUUCAAGGACUACUGCUGCUGGUCGGAUGACGCUUCUGACAAUGAAGAGGUCAUUGUCGGCACUACAAGUGAGAUUCCAUCAGAUUUUUCCCUGGUUCACCUUCGAUGAAAAGUUUUCCAGCAGCGGUACCAAGAGAACUGUUCCCCUUCACGGAAGGUCCACGUAAAGAACGUCCUGUCGUGGAUGCGCUCAUCGAAAAGCCAGAAGAAGAAGAAGGUUUUUUGCUUCAAUUUCUAUAGCUCACUCGUUUUCAUGUUCAAGUCAAUAUUCAAGAGUCAAUAUUUCCUGCCAUCAGAAGGCCUGAUGAUAAGGGCGGAGAUAUAACGGAUGAUGAAGGUAUCGAGAAACUCUUUCCAGAGAUCUUAAGGUAUUCGAUUUUAGAUAUAGAAUGGGAGUUUGAAACUACAAAACGACCAAAAAAGCCGCGAAGUCGGAAAGUGACAACGACGACCACAGAGGAGCCCAUCACUACCACCACCACUAAAAAGUUGAGAUUUCCCAGUCAUCCUAAAUUUCCUUCCUUUUUUCAGAGCAGCGACCCGAAGACUUCCUCGCUGCAACGAUCCAGAUCAAUCCGUCUUUAUCGAUUUUGGAAAUCGACUCAGAGACUGCUACUUUCAGGUUUUUUUUCCUUGUUCCAGCUUCUCAAUGAGAUUCAAGCAGGGUUUCAGAUCGAAUCUCAGGCUUUAGUCAAAAGUUCAUUCCAAAAAUGAUAUUAUGUACAGUUCAUGAACACUUCCUUUUUUGAAAUGACCUUUUCUUUCUUCUAAUCGAAGUGUUCAGAACUCGUUUCGUAGAUCUCUAUGAAAAUUGGAGAUCACAGAUUUGAAAUCGGCACUAAGAAUUCGGGGAAAAUCAGACAACAGAAUUUUUUCAUUGAAGCAAUGCCUUCGUGGGUACAAGUGCGAGUUCAAUCGUGAGAUUCGUCGUUUCAUUUGCUGCGGGAAGCAAAGCGUCGAAGUUCCGCCAGCAGGUAGGACAACACGAAAAAAAAAAGAGUUUUGACAUUUUCUCUGAUUAUUUCCAUUUUUUUAUGAUCAGUUUUUUUAUUGAAACUGAUUGAGUUUUUCAAACAGUGGAUGAACUAGAAUUCGGAAAAUUCAUCAUUUAUUUUUUGAGUCGUUUUAAAUUCUCAACGAGUUUCUGCAUUCUUCAUUUGAAGCUCCUUCAGCCUUUUUUUUCCAGGACUACCUCCGAUUCCUGCGCCGGUUCCCAUCAUCUCACGUCCGUUCCGACCUGGUCCUCGUCCUUUCGGAAUGAUCAACGACGGAGACCCAGUUCCUGAGUCGACGACGCCCAAGACAGUACUGACCGUCUGGAACAAGAGGGAAAAGGAUGAGCAUGGAAGAGAAAGAAGGAUUCGGAAGCACGAAAGAGCUGUCGAUUGGGACGACGAAGGCUGCGGCUGUGGCGGGGGCGGGGGAUAUGAGGGCGGAUACGGCUGCGGAUGUCCCUACGGCGCUUCGAGACCAGAGGAAAGGUCCGACGACUACUCUGACCUGUCUCUUCCUCAGAUCGAAGACUCUGGUCCGAGACAGAGACCGAUGGACUCUGAAACCCAGCAAAUCCCUCCUCCGACAAAUCCGAACGGCUGUCCGUUCCCCAGUCAGAACUCGUUCAACGCCGCUCCACCGCCUAGUCCUCCUGAGCCGAAACCUUUGACUGGUUGUCCCAUGGCUCCGAAAAAUGAAAACUGGAACGAGAAUGAGAACUGGCCGGCCUAUCCCAACGAAAACCAGAAUCAGAACCAAAACAGCAACAACAAUCAAAGACCAACCGGUCCCGAUAACAACUGGAACGACGAAAAUGAGCCCAACUAUCCAAAUCGGAACGACUGGAACAAUAACUAUGAGAACAUGAACAACCACCCGUCUCCAGCUGAUCCACCUGAGCCGAAGCCUGUGUGUCCUCCGAUGGCCAGAAGAAAAGGAGGAAACCAAGAGGAUAUGAAUGGGAAUGGCUGUCCUUUCCGAAGACCAGAAAACAAGAAUCCUGAGCGAGAGGAGUGGAAUCAGAACGGCUGUCCUUUCAAUCCGUCGCCGUAUCCUUUCAACUGUUGCAACAACAAAAACACGGAUUGCAACGGCAGGAACGCACCGAAACAGAUCAAUUCUCGGCCUCCGAAAGAACAAGGACCACCGAGGUCUUUCAACAAACUUCAGGCCAAUGGACCCAAGAAUAGGCCUAAUGGGAAUGGACAAAGGAACAUGACAAGCCAAGGACCUCCCAGGAAUGGUCCUCCUCCUCCUCCUCCUCGCAGACCGCCGCAGACUUUUGCCAAGCUCGAAGGUGGCAACAAACCGCAGCAGCAAAGGAUCCGUCCUAAACCUUUUGAGAAUAAUAGUGGGCCUAGAGGAAGUUUGACCGGCGGCACUCUAGAGAAUUUCGCAAAGAAAACGCCGACGCCGAGUGAAUCCAGAAUGGGAGCCGCCACUGGAUGGAGUCGAAAUUUCGGAUCUACCGGCCAGAACAGCAAGAAGAACGUUUUGCCAGCUGCUUCUGGUUCCAGCCAGCCGGAGAAUCUGAAAAAGCGACCGAGCUGGGUUGAGGAGUUCAACGACGGCUUGCCGGAGCCUCCGAAACAAGGUAGUAUUUUUGAAGUUGUGAAAGAUAAGUCUAGUAUUAGAAAUCUUGCCUACAAUUGUCAUGCCUUGAAAAAAGUCUUUUUAACUCCGACGAUUUUGAAUUUGAACCUGCGAAAUCUCCCAUUAACUGGAUGAGCUCUGUAAAAGUUCCAGAAUGUAUAGAUUUUCGAGAACUGUCUUUUCAUAGUUCAGCCAACAGGAAGUUUUGAUUUCAAACUCACAGAUUCUUCAAUUAAGUACAUCGAGUUUUUCUCAGGUUGAUUUCAGAAUAAUAUAUAGUUUUCUGAACAAUUCUUUGAAUUGGUCAUAGUUUCAUUUUCUGUAUAUUUUUUUCAAUCCAAAAAAAUUUUUCAGAAGCGCCUUCUGAGCGAUCCAAUCAGAAGCCUCCUCCUUCAGGGCCUCAUCAAGUUCAAAACCGGCCUAGGCCUCAAAACGGCCAGCCCAAAAAUCGGAAUGGUCGACCUCCAACUCCACCUAGACCGCCGCCAGUCAAGUCAGAGCCAAGAGAUCAACAGGAGAGACGUCCAAAAAAUCUUAAUCCAAAAGGACCACUACCAAGGACAGGAACGAUCCGAGUGAGGAGUUCUGGUGAGUCUCAAUUAAUAUUAAGCAUCAAAUAGAAAUGCAGAACGCGUCGCGGUCGCGCUGCGGCUUUAUUUAAAGUUUUCGUUUUCUGAAGAAUAAAGCUCGCUUUUUUAGCCAUCCUCUUUGGAAAAAAAAUGCUAAAAAUCGAUUUAUCGAGUAUAAAAAACGUCAUUGUUUUUGGCGUAACUUUUUCUGAAAUUUUCUGAAAGAAUGAUCCUUUCAAACUUCUGUUUUUCAACAGAUCCUUCAGUGGUCUGCGCAGCGGGUGCUGAAUAUCGCGAAGGUGACAGGAUACCCAAAUGCGUGCCUCCUGCCUUGGAUUCCUGUCCCUCGAGCCACAGAAGGUAUACAUUUCCAUUUUUCGUCCGAUUUUUGUUCGAAAUCGCUUGAAAGUAAAAACUAGUUCAACAGAAAUUUGAAAAAACUUCAUUUAGACACAAAGAAAGUCAUUUUAGUUUGUAGUUGGGAAUUUUCUCAAGCUCGACCAGAACACUCCUUGAUGUACCAAAAGAACAUUUUGAAAGUCUCAAUCUGCCAAAUCUUCAAGUUUUCGAGAAAAGCCCAGAAAAGUCAGUUUUAUGGAUUUUGAAGGUUUUUUUUGACUUUGAGAGAUAAUUUUUCCAAAGCUAAGAGGUUUCGCAGAUUGAGACUUUCAGAACCUUCUUCUGGUACAUCAAGACAUUUUCUAGCCAUUUUUCAGAAAAGAUUCCAAUCGCAAAGUAAAAUGACCUCCUUUGUUAGUCUGAUCACGUUGAAAAAUUUUGGAAACAUGGAGUCUUGGUAUGAAAAGAGAAAUAGCGAUUAAAGGGUAGAGAUCCAGGCGUUUUGUUCCUGUGUCCCAAGUUAGCUAGAAUGGAGUCUACAGUCGAAAGUUAGAUGGAUUGCGAAAAUGAGAAAACGGCCUUUUUUUUUUACUGAACUCUUGCCUACCAGUGCUCUCAAGCCUUUUCUUCGAAGAUUCAAUCCCUGCCACUUUCAAAUGCGGACUCUUAUAUUUGCAAAGACUAUGCAUCAAUUCGAAAAGUUGCUUAAGAGACUUCUUUGAGGUGUAUCAUGUCCCCGAAUGUCGGCUACAACGUCUGCUGCACUUCGUGA
Molecule: messenger RNA, 4934 nt
Organism: Caenorhabditis auriculariae
Lineage: Eukaryota; Metazoa; Nematoda; Chromadorea; Rhabditida; Rhabditidae
Source: the annotation of a GenBank genome assembly